Molecule: messenger RNA, 2336 nt
Organism: Oncorhynchus nerka (sockeye salmon)
Lineage: Eukaryota; Metazoa; Chordata; Actinopteri; Salmoniformes; Salmonidae
Product: SKI family transcriptional corepressor 1 homolog-B-like
Exons: 7
Coding region: 7-2322 (771 amino acids)
Biological process (GO): negative regulation of transcription by RNA polymerase II; negative regulation of BMP signaling pathway
Cellular component (GO): nucleus; transcription regulator complex
Molecular function (GO): SMAD binding; RNA polymerase II cis-regulatory region sequence-specific DNA binding; DNA-binding transcription factor activity, RNA polymerase II-specific
Source: RefSeq, a predicted model, not a curated record
CCAGCAAUGGAGUGUAAUCCUCGUCUGCUACCUGCGACACGGGACUCCAGCUCUUCUCCACCGAGCUCCAAACAGGACCUCCCAACAUUCAACCCCAACCUGAAACCCAACCAGGUCAGCGAGACCGCCCUGUAUGGAAUACCCAUAGUCUGCCUGGUGCUGGACGGUCAGGAGAGACUGUGCCUGGCGCAGAUCUCCAACACUCUGCUGAAGAACUACAGCUAUAACGAGAUCCACAACCGGCGCGUGGCGCUGGGAAUCACCUGCGUGCAAUGCACCCCGGUCCAGCUGGAGAUUCUGAGGCGUGCGGGCGCCAUGCCCAUCUCCUCGAGGCGCUGUGGGAUGAUUACAAAGCGCGAGGCCGAGAGGCUUUGUAAAUCAUUUCUUGGAGCUCACAACCCUCCGAAAUUACCGGAAAACUUCGCGUUUGAUGUGUCCCACGAGUGCGCGUGGGGGAGCCGUGGUAACUUUAUACCAGCCAGGUACAACAGCUCCCGGGCCAAGUGCAUCAAGUGCUCCUUCUGCAAUAUGUAUUUUUCUCCCAAUAAAUUCAUAUUCCACUCUCACCGCACACCAGAGUCAAAGUACACCCAGCCAGACGCUGCUAACUUUAACUCCUGGAGGAGACACCUCAAACUGACCGACAAGGGCUCACCUGACGACGUGGCACAUGCAUGGGAGGACGUGAAGGCCAUGUUCAACGGGGGCAGCCGGAAGAGAACGAUGCCCGUGCACGGUCACGGGUCUGAGCGUUCCUUUCCAUUGAAAUCACAUCAAGGACCUAGCAACCUCUCCCGGAGAGACUCACCGGAGAUCCCCCCUAAAAUCCUCCGCUGCGAGGACAACCGGGGAGGCAUGGGGAGUAUGAGUACCACGCGCAGCUAUCCGGUUAUCCCGGUGCCCAGUAAGAGCUUCGGUAUGCUGCAGAAUGUGAAGAUUCCUCCGCCGCUUUACCCACAUCCCUACGGGUUCCCGACAUUCGGGCUGUUCCAGAAAAAGAAUGAUAGUGGUGGUGUGAUGGAAGGAGAGCAAAACAAAGCCCACCUCUCCGGGGUCUUCUCCUGGCCUAGCACCAAGGACAGCGCCUACCACUCUUUCCCUAUGUUCUGGCCUACUGCAGGUGGCCUGACCAUGCCCCCCUACCCCCACCCCCAGCCACAGCCACAGGCCCAGCACAAACCGCACUCGGAGCUCCUGUGCGCCAGACAGAGUGAUCUGGACGCAUCCGAGCAGAGUGACAGAAGUAGCAACACUCCGAGGGACAGUCUGAUGGACAGUGACCAGUGCUCUAGCACACAGUCCACCCGGAAUGAGGACGACAAGUUUGGCGAUGAGGCGAGGCCAAUGGACUGUAUAAGGCCAGUUCUAUCACGGAAGAUUAGCUACGUCUCUGCAUUCAGACCCGUCAUCAAAGACACGGAGAGUAUAGCCAAACUUUACGGUAACCGGGGUUCGUACAACGGGGCUCGAGCUGGCUACCUGUCACCAGAUUUCCUGAGCGAGAGCUCGAGUUACAGGUCCGUGUCCCCCGGAAGCGUGGACAGUGUGGGAGAGACGGAUGUGGAUGUUGAAACCAAUAAAUCACAAGAGGAUGAGGAGUCACUUCCGCACAACAUUGAGGUCAGCAAGAGCCCCCUUGUACCUUUUCUAAACUUGGCACAGGGUGCUUCACUAAACGGCCUAGAGUCCAAAUCGGAGCCGGAGCAAGCGGCUGUGGUCGACUCACAGAGAAUGAAUCUACACGUGGUACUACUGUCUUCAGACAGAGAGAGACAGGAGAACAAGACCACGUCUAUUGUUGAAAUAUAUUCACCGGACAGGAGUGAUAUGCAACAAAGGAGAAGUCCAUAUGCUUUUGGUUCAGCACCGAAUGACCGUAAAGAUACUGUGGAAUCGAAAGAUGACUGUGUCAGUAGAGAGGAGCCGUCUUCGACAAUGGAGGAGGUUGAAACGACGUCUUAUGACGGCCAAAGCGGCGAGGAGAGCCCGAGAGUAGCUCUGAAUGAGGGCGAGGCAACGCACAAUGUUAGCAGAGUAUUACAAACUCAGAAAGACAUAGAAAACCUGGCAAAAGACGAAUUGCAGAGACAGCUCGUUGAGCAAGUGGAACUAAGGAAGAAAUUGGAACGAGAAUUCCAACAUUUAAAAAAUAAUUUCCAUCAUCAGAUGAAAAGGGAGCUGUCCUACAGGGAAGAGAUGGUUCAGCAGCUUCAUAUUGUCAGAGAAGCUCACAACGCGCUACAACAUUUCUCCUGUAAGAUGCUGACUCCUCGACACUGCACUGGAACCUGCUCCUUCAAACCUCCUCUUCUACCACCUUAGUCCCUUCCCACAGU